This is a messenger RNA of Xenopus laevis (African clawed frog), 7317 nucleotides long. It is a transcript of the gene tnrc6a.S, whose product is annotated as trinucleotide repeat containing 6A S homeolog. NCBI's taxonomy places the organism in Eukaryota, Metazoa, Chordata, Amphibia, Anura, Pipidae. Gene Ontology annotation, biological process: miRNA-mediated post-transcriptional gene silencing; positive regulation of nuclear-transcribed mRNA poly(A) tail shortening. Gene Ontology annotation, molecular function: nucleic acid binding; RNA binding. Bases 612 to 5828 code for a protein of 1738 amino acids. Gene Ontology annotation, cellular component: nucleoplasm; cytosol; P-body. The transcript has 23 exons. The record is from RefSeq and is a predicted model, not a curated record.
UGCUAGGGCGGACAUUUUGGAGGGGCGAUGAAGCCGCAGAGCGGAAGUGCUGCAGAGCGUGCGGCCUCCUCUUCCGGAAUUACAAUUUUUUUUUUCGGUGAAGGAAAUGGCGCCGCUGGCUGUAUUGACGGUGAUUUCAGCGCGGAUUGUGACGGACUGAGAGGCGCUUCCCCCAGACCGCAGCUCCAGUCGGACGCUACUUUAUGUCCCUGCAGUGCACUUUAUAUACAUGAGAGACUUGGAAGCUGCAGCUACCAAAGACAUUGAAGUAAAUCCUAGCAGUGCAAGAUCAAAUAAGCCAGCCUUCGUCUAUCAAGCAGAAUAAAUGCUGGUUGUUGUGGAAAUACAGAUAAACGAAUUAUGCCAACCGACCCUCAUCAAUCAGUCGGCAGCAGCAACCAGUGCCUCAUAAUCCUCCUUGUCAAAUCCCAUCACGGUUCUGACAUCGGGAACAGAAGCGACUUGUGAAGUGUGGCCAGCACAUACCCGACAUUGUGGCCAAACUGGGGUUAGCCACUAAAGUAUUAAACAGGUCGCAAAGCAACACUGUGGUGGACCAGGAGAGACCUGUGACAGAAGAAGUGCAGGGAAGUUGUAAAGAACAUCCAGGCAUGCCCCCAAUUCGGGAUCUGGUCAGCCAUUCUCCUAACCAGCUAGAGCUCAAUCACAGUAGCCUCGGCUCUCACUAUGAAAAUUCCCACUGGGGACCAGUCUCUUCCAAUGGUGAUUCUAGCACUACCUGGGAAAAAGUCAUUGUAGACGGCACUGAAAAAGAAGCGUGGCCAUUGAUCACAGGCACUAGCUCAGUGUUGACUUCAGAAUGUAUGGAUAUGGACUCUUCCCCAAGCUCUAGGGCAGAGAAGAGCCACCUAGUGCCAUUUGGGGAUACAGCAGAGGAAAUGGAUACUAUGAGAAAUGGCAUUGGACAUAGUUCUCAGAGCAAACUUUUGGUUGGCAACAACAGCAAUAAUGCAGGCAAUGGAAGUAUUAAUGGGCCAUGGGCAGUGACCCAUGGAACUGUAAUAAGCACAUGUCAAGAUGGCCCCGAUAGCAAAACCGAUAGUAGGCACAACAGGAUUAAUGCUUGGGGCACCGCGAAUACUUCAGCAAAUGGAGUUCUAAAUCCAAGCACUUUGAAUAUGAAUGGCAACCAUGGUGCCUGGCCCAUUUUCGAUAGCAAUGGACAUGCCCUUAAAGGGUCAAAUAAUUCUGGCACAAAUGUUCCAAGCAGUACUUUAGGUCAGGUGUCUAACAAUAGGAGUAUUAACCCUAAAAUGGGCAUCUCGGCCCCUGGCUCCUGGGGGAAUCUCCAGGAGAAUGGAGAUUCUGAACUCAAUGGUACACGGAAGGCUUCUUUUAGUGGGCGACCUCAAAACCUUAACACUGAAAUGACUGGACCAAAUAACACUACUAACUUUAUGACCUCUAGUUUACCAAACUCUGCUGGCUUAAUGCAGGCAAAUGAACUCCCUAAUUCUACAGGGCAUGGGGCUUGGAGUGUGAGCAAUAUGAAUCAUUCUCCACUUCACACCCCUUCAGUUACAAAUGGCACUUCCAAUCCUCACCUAAGUAAUGGCGAGGAAAAAAACAGCGGAUCAUACGGUACUACAUGGGGUACCUCCGGCUCCUCUUAUUCUGGCGAUAAGAUUUCAGUCCCUAAAGGGCAAGCUAAUGGCGACACUGUGAAUGUGACUAUAAUGCAGCCGGGCCAAAAUGGACCCAAUGGCCCAAGCUAUAAAAUAAAUGGUAAUAAAGGAGGAAUGUGGGAGUCGGGGACUGUAAACUCCCAAAAUAUGCAUUGGGGAAGUGGAAACACAGGAACUUCUGAUGGAAGUCAACGAGGAUGGGGAAAAGCAGCACAAAACACUGGCACUAAUAUUUCAAAUGGCGAUUGGAACAAACUGCCUAACAAUCAGCAUUCCAAUGAGGGGGGAAACACAGAACAUUGUAGGAAAACAUCAAAUACCUGGAAGUCUGCUGAGGAAGAGAAUGCAGGACAAAUUUCAGCAGGAUCCAAAGGCAUUGAGGCAAAUGUAUGGGCCAAAAGUACAGGUACGGGGGAAAGCGAAGGUAGUGUAGACGGCACUGGAAGUCAAAGUGAUCAUGGGACCGGAUGCAGGCUUGUGGAAAGAGGGACAACAGACCAGCAAACAUUACUCCAAAAUAUUGUAAAUAAAGGUGAAGUAGAUCCACGGGUCUUGUGCAACACUGGCUGGGGACAGACUCCAAUUAAACAGAACACCACCUGGGAAGCUGAAGCUGCUGCUUCUCUGAGCAAGAGAAAGACUGAACAUGGAACAGAAACUUGGGGAUGCUCUGUAUCAAAGACUUGUAACUCAGGGGAAUGGGUGGAUAAGCCCAACCCUAACAGCAAUGAUACCUCAUCAGUAUCUGGGUGGGGAGAUCCAAAGUCUGCUACAGGGUGGGGUGAUGCCAAAGGUGAAGUUAGCCAAGGGGAAUGGGAAGAUCAAUUUGCUGCUACUACUAGAAUGGUCAAGAGCAAUCAAUCUUGGGGAAAUGGUAAAGAGGACAAAUCCAAUUGGAAUGAUGCACAAAAGGUCAAACAGGGGUGGGGGUCCCGCAAUGGGGACAGCUGGGGAGAGAAUUCAAAGAGUAAUCACUGGGGAACAACAAAGUCAAGUUCUAGCAGCGACAGUGAGAGAUCUGUAUCUGGUUGGGGUGAGCCUAGUCGAUCCAACUCCUGGGGAAGGGGAAAUCAAAAUAAUGCAUCAAGCUGGGCUGAACCUUCCAAAUCAAGCACAGCUCAAGGGUGGGGAGAGCCAGCAAAGCCCAACCAGGGAAAUGGGGACAUUUCCAGAUGUGGCCCAAACAACAUGGAGAGUGAAAAUCUGCAAGCAAGCUCUGAGGAAUGGAAUAAAAAGCAGGAAAGUGGGUCAUGGGGGGCACAGACCUCCAUCAGUAAGUCUUCUGGCUUGUCUGGUGGAUCAAGGUCAACUCCAACAAAGGAAGUUGAACCAACUGGCUGGCAAGAGCCAUCUCCUGAGUCCGUACGGCGCAAAAUGGAAAUAGACGAUGGAACUGCAGCCUGGGGUGAUCCCAACCAAUAUAAAUACAAGAAUGUGAACAUGUGGGAUAAAAAUACAUCCAAUAGCAGCAUGAGUGUUGAGGAACACCCGGGCCAGCUUAAUGGACUGCCCACAACUUCAAGUGCUAUGCCAAAUAAAGAAAGCAGCAGCAACAGCUCUGGCUGGGGCGAGUCGUGGUCAGAACCUACAGCUCCUGUUGUGGAUAAUGGUACUUCAGCAUGGGGUAAACCUGUGAAAUCUGCCAGCGGUUGGGGUGAUCACAGCACUGAAGGUGUGACAUCGGGUUGGAACCACACUCCCAUUGGCCAACAAGCUCCUGGAAAACCUGGUCCCAAAUCUAUGCAAGAUAGUCGCUGGUGUGGAGAUGAUACAUCAGGGUCCGGGAGCCGACAUGGUUAUUGGGGUGAGGAAGAGGAGGAUGUCGAAAUUGGAAUGUGGACCAGCGGUUCAUCACAGACCAACCAAUCAGUUAACUGGCCACCUUAUAUGAAGAAAAUGCCUACAAAGGGACCCAUAAAGAAUGGAAAUAAGCAAGAGGAGAACUUUAUGAAUCCAUUUGUAAAACAAUUCAGCAAUCUGGGAUUUUCAAGAGAGUCACCAGAGGACUCAUUGCAGAGCAAUAAGAUGGAAAUGUCUGGAGGGAUUUUGCCAGACAAAAGGAUCGAAGUGGACAAAUCUGGCCUUGGCAUAGGGGAAUACAAUCGUGCGAUUGGGAAAGUUCCAGGUCCUCGGCACCCUAAAGAGUCUUCCAUGGAUUUCAAUGCUUACUUUGAUAAGGAUGGCAUUGUAGCAGAAGAGCUGCAAAACAUGCAGUUUGUUUCCAAUCAGAACACAAAGCUUCCCACUUUGAAUAGUGCACUAGCUACUCAGUCUCACGGCUCUUUCCCAGGGCUGGGAAUGCCAAACGUCAAUUCUGUCAGACAGAAUGGCAAUCCCAAUUUAUUUGGUGUUGGCAAUGCAGCACAAGCCAGGGGCACGCAGCAGCCUCCAGCACAAUCUCUUAACUCGUCUCAGCCUAACAUUCGUGCGCAAGUGCCUCCUCCCAUUAUACCCCCUCAGGUUCCUCCUUCUUUGCUGAAGUAUCCCCCAGCCAAUGGUGGUCUGAACCCCCUUUUCGGCCCCCAGCAUAUAGCCAUGUUGAACCAGCUUUCCCAAUUAAACCAGCUUUCCCAGCUGCAAAGGUUAUUGAAUCAGCAGCAGAAGAUUCAGAACCAGAGGGGGGUGCCCUCAGGAGGUCGCCAACAACAUGAGCAGGCCCGGUCUCUUGGUACACAGCAGCAAGCACGUCAACUUGAUCCCAACCUGCUGAUGAAACAAAGCAUUCCUCAAUCACAGCAGCAAAUGUUUCACCAGCCUCCCAUGAAAUCUUUUAUGGAGAAUGUGCUGCCCCACUCUGCCCCAGAGUUGCCAAAAGUACCUUCACCAAUCAGUGCUUUUGGUGGCUUCCCUUCAGGCUUGAACUCAAACUCGAAUGUAAAUAUGGAUUUCGGGGUUGUAAAGGAGCCACAGUCACGACUGAGGAAGUGGACAACAGUUGACGGCAUGUCUUCUAAUACUUCUCUGGAUCAAAAUUCCAGUAAACAUGGUGCUAUUUCAAGUGGUUUCAGGCUUGAAGAUUCUCCUUUUGGUUCUUAUGACUUCAUGAACAGCAGUAACUCUCCAUCCAGCCCUCCAGGAUCUAUUGGGGAUGGCUGGCCUAGUGCCAAAUCGCCAAACGGCUCCAGCAGUGUCAACUGGCCCCCCGAAUUCCGCCCGGGUGAGCCAUGGAAAGGUUAUCCAAACAUUGACCCAGAAACUGACCCUUAUGUCACUCCUGGCAGUGUCAUCAACAAUUUGUCAAUUAAUACUGUUCGGGGUGUUGACCACCUCAGGGACAGAAACAGUGGGUCAUCCUCUUCUUUGAACACCACGCUGCCUUCAACUAGUGCCUGGUCCUCCAUUCGUGCCUCCAACUACGGUGUCUCCCACAGCAGUACAGCACAAAGCACUUCAGUUAGAAACAGUGACCCUAAACCUACUUGGUCUUCUGGUUCCGUCGCCAACACUUCUCUGGCUCAUGAACUGUGGAAAGUCCCUUUGGCAUCUAAAAACAUCAGUGCUCCGUCCCGGCCACCCCCAGGGCUGACUGGUCAGAAGCCUCCUUUAUCCACCUGGGAUACCAACUCCCUACGUCUUGGUGGGUGGGGCAGUUCUGACUCAAGAUACACACCAGGUUCUAACUGGAGUGAAAACAGCUCAGGGAGAAUCACAAACUGGCUAGUUCUGAAAAACCUAACGCCUCAGAUUGAUGGCUCUACUCUGCGUACUCUGUGCAUGCAGCACGGGCCUUUGAUAACAUUCCACCUGAACCUUCCCCACGGUACUGCUCUUGUCCGUUACAGUUCAAAGGAAGAGAUAGUGAAGGCACAAAAGUCUCUGCACAUGUGUGUUUUAGGGAACACUACUAUACUUGCUGAGUUUGCCAGUGAAGAGGAGAUAAGUCGUUUCUUUGCACAAGGCCAGUCUCUGACUCCUUCCCCCGGCUGGCAGUCCCUUGGCUCUGGGCACAGCCGACUGGGAUCCCUCGACAGUCCUCACAGCAUCUCGAACCGUGGAGAUAUCAAUCACUGGAACAGUCCAGGAGCUUCUGGCUCUAGCUCUGGAGACCUUCAUGGCACUUCUCUCUGGGGCACCCAGAAUUAUUCAACAAGCUUAUGGGGUAAUGAGGGCAGGGGCUUGAGCAGUCAAUCACCUGUCCCCACUUUCCUUUCUGUUGAUCAGUUAAACGGAGAGCCCAUGUAGCCUUUCUUCUAUGACCUCAACUGUCAGUUUGCUAAAGCAGCCAGUUGGCUGGACUGUUCACCCUUCUCAAAUCUGCAGGCUCUGCAGACAGCUCUUCUGCACUCUUCCCACUUCUUUUCUUUCAGCCCAAAACAUAUCCGUUUGAAAUACUUGAAUCAUCCAGGCCAAUGUUAUAAUGUGAAAAAAAAGAAAAAUUAUAUAUAUAUAUAUAUAUAUAUAUAUAUAUAUAUAUAUAUAUAUAUAUAUAUAUAUAUAUAUAUAUAUAUAUAUAUAUAUAAUAAAUGCGUACAGUGAGCUGUGUGUAUCCACUUGUAGGUUUUUUCAAUUCCAUUCCCCCUUUAUAUUUUCCUCAUAGUAUGAGCUACAUUUCUUAUUAUUUUUUUUGCACUGGACGGUGCUCCGUACGUUUUUGAGAUAAUUAGAAGCAACAGCUCAAGUGUAAACUGUUUACUCUCAACGCGUGUACUUAAAAAGCAGAAACAAGAUAACGGAUAAUGCUCAUUAUUUCUAAGAUGCCUUGAUGUACCAACCUUAUUGUGGUAUUACAAAGUUCUAGCUGCUUCCCAGCGUCCGUCGGUCGGUGACGUAUUGCGGAGCAACGCCUCGCUGACGGCUCCUGUGCUGAAAGCGGUAACCAUAACUGACGGUUUAAACUUAGUUUUUAAAAAAAAAAAAAGUAUUGCACCAGGUUUUUGUGACUAAACCUAAUAGAAUUUAGCUCCACAGUUUUAAUAAAAAAAAAAUUAAAAUCAAAAAUCUAGAAAAAAAAAAAAAAUUUAUACUGGAAAAAAAUAUUAAAAAAAUAAAGUGGCCACAGCUGUGACGUAUGCCCUACACAUGCCAGUAGGGGGCAGCACUUUCAAAAAAGGCUUUGCAUUUUCUUUAAGGGAUUCCCAAUCUUAGGGUUCUCUUGUUUACAGAAUGUUUUUUGAUUUUAUUUUAUUUUUUUGAUGGGGAGGGAAAAGGGGUUCUUAAUUUAGUGUUCAAAUAAAUGUUUACUCUUCCAUCGAUUUAAGGAGAAAAAAAAAAAAGGAAAAAAGUUCUUGUGGUAAGAAUGUGUUUUCUCUGGGAGUCAGUGUUUGGUGUUUUCUUUUCUCCCAUUCCCCUUUUCCCGUGUGCGUGAUUCCUAAUUUGUUCAAUAAUCAAAAAAAAAAAAUGGGGGGGGGAAAUGGCUCUCAGGAACAAGAUGAAAAUAACACUUACCUUCUCUCGCGCUAAAAAUAUAUAAGAAUUACAAAAAAAAUGCAACUUUUAGCACUAACCGCGCUCCUCUCUGCCAAAAACUACCCCAUUAAAGCUUUCGAAAGCCAAGAUUAACAUUUAAAAAAAAAAAAAAAAAAAAAAAAAAUUGCGUUGAUGCUGUGUCUUAGUGAGUAGCCUGGAGAUUUGCCCACAUCCAAUAUAAACUCGGGUUUUCGUGUUCCUUUAGGUGGUCCUGUGUCUUCGUGUUUUAUCCGUGUUCUCGUUCGUACCUUUUUGUUUGUUUUUU